Molecule: messenger RNA, 798 nt
Organism: Cicer arietinum (chickpea)
Lineage: Eukaryota; Viridiplantae; Streptophyta; Magnoliopsida; Fabales; Fabaceae
Product: thioredoxin H2-like
Source: RefSeq, a predicted model, not a curated record
UUCACACAUAAUAACAACAAUUCCUACACAAACAAACUCUCCCAUUAAUUUUAGUUUUUUUUAUUAGCAAAAAACAAAUCAACAUUAUGGGAGCCAACUUUUCUAAUUUAGAGUCUGUUGUUGAGAAAUCAACGCAGCCAUCACAAAUCCUCACCUUCCAUUCCACAGCUAAAUGGAAGGCUCACUUUGAGGCCUCUAAAGAAACAAACAAACUGAUGGUGAUUGACUUCACAGCUACUUGGUGUCGACCUUGCAAAUACAUGGACCCAAUUGUGAAAGAAUUAGCUGCAAAAUACAAAGAUGUAGAGUUCAUUAAGAUUGAUGUGGAUGAGUUAAUGGAGGUGGCUCGUGCAUUCCAAGUGCAAACAAUGCCAACAUUUAUACUAAUUAAGAAAGGAAAUGUCGUUGAAAGAGUGGUGGGAGCAAAAAAGGAGGAGUUGCAAAAGCUGGUUGAGAAACAUAAGAAUUGAGUGUGUGUUGAUCCUCUUGCAUUGUAAUAAAGUCACGAUGACUUCAUGACAUACUACUUAGUAGUAUAUUGAUAAAAAAAUACUAAUUAUUUGUCUUAAAAUAUUAGUAAAAUUAAGUGAAAUAAAAUGAAUGUAUUUUAUCUAAGUUAAAUAUAUUAAUGUUUGAUAAUAUUUUAUUUAUAUUUUAAAACUAAGGUAUCACUUAAGUAAUUAAGUACCGUAGAGAAAAUAAGACACUAAUUAAAUUGGUGUUGUUGUUAGUCAUGAGUAUGAUUUGUGUUAUAUGUAAAUCUAGUGUUCAAUUAAAUAUCAAUCCAUGUGUACUGCA